Messenger RNA from Cydia splendana, 1766 nucleotides. RefSeq names its product putative OPA3-like protein CG13603. NCBI's taxonomy places the organism in Eukaryota, Metazoa, Arthropoda, Insecta, Lepidoptera, Tortricidae. Gene Ontology annotation, biological process: regulation of lipid metabolic process. Gene Ontology annotation, cellular component: mitochondrion. The transcript has 4 exons. The record is from RefSeq and is a predicted model, not a curated record. Bases 175 to 1047 code for a protein of 290 amino acids.
UGACAGAUUUUUGUUAAUGUCAGAUUAUGUAUGAAUGUGGUGUUAUACGAAUAGAAGAAAACUUGCAAAAUUAAAUUGAUACAUGUAAUCGUUUCUCCAGUUUACCCUAGUAGGGCUAGAAUUUCUAUAAAAAUAUUUGCUGUGUUAUUAUAAUCACUAGAAUCAUAAGCUACAAUGGUUAUUGGAGCGUUUCCCAUUGCCAAAUUGUCGGUGUUGCUAAUCAAGCAGAUCAGUAAACCCAUCGCUAAUGCAUGUAAAGAACGAGCCAAAAAUAGUCCCUUUUUCAGGACCUAUGUUUGUAUGCCUCCUGCCCAAUUCUACAAUUGGUGCGAGGUGAAAGCUAAGAUGUGGGUCCUAAAUUUGGGUAAACCUGUGAACAUACCUGUGCUGAGCCAGGAAAUGGCCAUUGAGCUGGGUGCCAAUCUGCUGGGUGAAUCAGUCAUCUUUAUUAUUGGUGCUGCCCUGAUUACUGUGGAAUAUAGCAGGCAAAGCAAUAAAGAGGCAGCUAAAGAACAAGCCCGUAUAGAUGAGCUGAAACAUAUAACCAAUACUAUUACAGACUUGUACUUCGCAGUCCAGCAACAAGAAACACAGAUCAGGGAAAUGGAGCGCCUCAUUCAUUCAAUCAGUGGUAAAAAGAUAGAAGCACCUCCUCCAGAUGUCAGGGACAUAACCAAAUCACUGAAGGAACUUGAAGAAUUGACGACUAAGAGUUCCCCUCCACAACCACCAGCUGGUCAAACAUCACCAAAAGGCCAACAACCCCCCACCACCCAACAGCCUCCAGCACAGCCAAGGCCACAAGAUGGCUCUAAAAUGAUGAGACCUGAGGCCCAACUUAUUUCCACACCAUACCCUGACAAAGGACUUAUACUGCAAUCAUUGAAUUAUAUCCAAAUGGAUGUUUUUAGUUCAAUAUUUCCUCAUAGCCGAAGGGAAGAGGACAAUAAACAACAAGAAAAAAAAUUACCGUUUCAGAAACGUGAUAGUGCUGUACUUUCAGAGGCACUCUACAACAUAGAAAAUAACUUUAAGAGCUUGUUUUAAACUGUAUUCAAAAUUGUAAAAUUUAGGGAAAGUUAGUUUGUUAUGGUUAUUAAAUAACACAUUGUAUUGUAUAGUUUUUUUAGUAUAUUGGUAGUAUUUAUUUUGCUGCACUUUUCUUUGAAGUUGGUGAAGCUUAAAAUUUAUUAAUGACAAUGUUUGUUUUAAUCUUUACUGCCAACCAGGUUGCAUUUGUGCGAAACUUUUGACUGUAGAAGUGUUGACACAAUACUGGGAGUUAUGAGCAUACAUUAGGGUUUUGGGUGCGGGUAUAAUUUUGUGGAUUAUAAAUAUAUAAAAUCAAUUUGUUUAUUGUAAAAUAAUUACGAAACUUUGAAUUAAAAAUAGGUAGUAAGCUCCACAUGUUUUUACAGUUUUUACCUAUUUUAUGGCUAGUAAAUAUUCCCGCACCCAAACUUGAUGAUUUAUACAUUUUUAUUUGAAAUGUUUUAUAGCAAUAGCACUUGUGAGUUGUGUUCGAAAAGCUGGUAUAUAUUGUACACAUUCAAGCUACAAAUUAAAAUAAUGCUGUUAGGCAGACAAUUAAUUGGCAAAAUAAUAAGAUUAGUGCAUGCUUAAUACUUACCGAGUAGGUGUUUCAAUGUUUGUUACCACACUAGGUCUAUGUGAGUCUACGAAGUAUGACUUGUAAACUCUAAUCACUCUAAUGUAUAAAUAUUUAUUUAUUAGGUAACAAUGUAAAUAAAUUGUAUCCAAUAAUA